Molecule: messenger RNA, 1066 nt
Organism: Harpegnathos saltator (Jerdon's jumping ant)
Lineage: Eukaryota; Metazoa; Arthropoda; Insecta; Hymenoptera; Formicidae
Product: sperm flagellar protein 1
Exons: 4
Coding region: 127-1062 (311 amino acids)
Biological process (GO): regulation of cytoskeleton organization
Cellular component (GO): axoneme
Molecular function (GO): microtubule binding
Source: RefSeq, a predicted model, not a curated record
UCAAAUGACAACGUGAUAUGACGAAUAUAUCGAAUUUCAUUAUCCACUCGCUGUAUCGGAACGUGAGGAAAAAUCAGGUUUGAUAGGCAUGACCAACAGUCAUUAAUAAGUAAGAAAGAAAGAAAAAUGGUCGGCGACGCGCAAAAUCAGAUGAACACGGAGCUCAUUGCAUGGGUCGAUUCUAUUCCCUUCUCAAAACCUACAAAAAAUCUGACAAAGGAUUUCUCGGAUGCAGUUCUCGUAGCGGAGAUCUUGAAACUGUAUUAUCCGCGAUACGUCGAAUUACAUAAUUAUAUUCCGGUGAAUAACUUGAAUAUGAAGAUUGAAAACUGGAACACCUUGAACCGCAAAGUUCUUGUGAAGAUCGACAUGAAAUUAAACAAAAAGACAAUCUAUCACUUAGCGAGUGGAUCUCAAGGCACUAUUGAAAAGCUAUUAUUAGAGCUAAGAGCAAAGAUCUUGAAGGAUGACGAAAAGUUACAUAAGGAAAGACUUAUGAAGCAUAAUAUAGAAAGCACUGAAGCACAGCUAUCAAAGGAAAAAAUUAUAGUUAAUUUGCCGCACAAUGGACAACCUAAUUUGUUAGAGGAGAACUCAAAGGCCAAGACUAAUAAUGAAAUAUACCAAUCUAAUCUAACUCCAAAAGUAGGAUGUUUCAGACGAGGGAUUUCCACAGUUUUUCAUUGGAUCACUUCUCUCUUUUUCUGGAAUAUCUUCAGCUUCUGCAGACUUUUCUAUUUUGGCAAACAUCCUCGAAACGUCUUUGUGGAUAUUGCAAUCCAGCAACGUAAAAACGACGAGACUGUGCCACUCGCGAUUUACGAAAAAAUGAAGAGAGAAUUGCGCGAGAAGGAAGAGAUAAUACGCACCCUAAAUCACAAGAUCGCUUACCUGGAAAGUUCAAUGAAGCUCAAAGAUUUGCGUAUCUCUAGUCUGACUGCGCAGAUUUUGCAGAACGCAGUCGAAACGAAUUGUCCGACUAUGAAAUUGCAACCUAACGACGGCGUUCAAAUAAAAUUACGUUCGCGAUCACACAAUUUUUACGAGACUAAAGCGAAUUAGAAAU